CCCGACUUUUCCAGACGUUACCAGGAGCCGCAAUGAGCCAUCGGCCCACUUGCACUCGCACGUGUGCAUAGACACAGACGACAGACAGCAGCAGCAAUUAACCUACCCCUGGACAUGGACGUCGGAUCCGGGACCUCCAAACGUCCCGCACCCCGUGGGACAGCCGCGUAUCCUCGCAAAAGAGCCGUAGCUGCAUGCCAGACCUGCCGAUCGCGAAAGACGAAAUGCGACAACCGCCGACCUACGUGCUCGUUCUGCGAGCGCGCAGGCGCGACGUGUAAUUAUUCAACGCAAGAUCUCUCUGCGUAUGAUCCAGCUAGCUUGGCUAUUCUCGACCGGCUGGACAACUUGGAGAGAAGCUUGAAACAUCAGAUAUCACUGGUUCCUGCGUCUAUUGCAUCUGCUUCUCCGGGUACUUCGCCGAGCACGAUUAUGGUGCCUUCGCCAGCUGUGCAUGAUGAGACGUCGUCUAACCAUGCUACUGGAAACGUUUCUAUUUCUGAGGGUUCAUCACUAGCAAUCACUGUUGAACAUAUUCUAGCCUGGCCUGUCUUCGAAGGACAGUUUCAAGAACAAACAAAUCUAGCCCAGCUACUUCGCACAUCGAGGCAACUAGAUCAACCUGGUAACGCGAACUUUGACUUGGACAUUGGGACAUGUCGGCGCCUGUUAGAGAGUUGCUUCGAGCACGUUCUCAGCAAGAACCCCGUACUCGAGGAAGAUUCACUUCGAAAGACAAUGAACUCCGUAUGCAUGAACGGGGUCGAAUGGACCUCUGAAUCCUGCCUCGUUCUCCUCGUCUGCGCUCUCGGCUCCAUCGCAUCGCCAGAUGCCACGCCCUCGGAUUGGAUCGUAGCGCGAUCGUACUUCAGCGCCGCGCAGCGUCGAAUCGGCAUGCUCCUAACAUCCCCCGGCCUGAUAGCCGCGCAGUGCUACUUCCUCGCAGGGGUGUACUUCAUGUACAGCAUCUCGCCGCUCGAGGCGUGGCGCAUGUUCGCGCAGGCCGUGACCUGCAUAUACCCCGAGUACCCGGUCUCCACGCCACCGGGCCAGUACUCGCUAGAAGAAUGCGUCUACUGGUCGUGCUGGAAGUCCGAGGUCGAGCUGCGGAUGAAUCUUAGAUUAUCCAGCUUCGGGGGCGGUGGGGUGGUAGGCGACCAGUAUCCACAGCAUAUCCCAGAGCCACCGGUUACAACUGAUGCGUCGCAUGAGCCGAAGUGGUACUACUACCUCGCGGACAUUUCGCUCAGGCGGCUCGAGUUGAACAUUCGAGAUACGGUGUCUGCUAUCCUGAAACGGAAGACGAGCAUGGGGUCAAGGUAUAGAGAGUUGGUGCGCGUUGUUCCAACGCUAGAAGAACAAUUACAGGACUGGGUGCGCUCGAGUCCAGAUAUUUUCACUGUUCACGAAUCUGAGGAGACGAUUUUACAAUUCAUCAUAGGCGGUCGUUUGCUCGACAGCUAUGAUGUGCUUUACAUUCCCUUCCUCGAGGCAGCUCUAUCGACUCCGUCAUUCAGUGAAGACGUCGCCUCCCUGGUAGACGACUAUGCACGCAAAGCACUUGACUGUUGUGCAGAGCGGUUUCGUGAACGAAAACCUGGGUUCGCGACCCGUCACCAUGGCACCUGGCUGAUGCUCCGCACUUCGACCAGGAGCUCUCUUAUGAUAUUGGCGACCUGCAUCUCUGGGCGGUUGGAUCUGCUGCCGGAUGGGUGGCAGAAUGCGCUUGCAGUUGCGGCGUAUUCGUUGAAUAUAUGGAAAGACGAAUCUUAUGAUGUAAAGGCUCAAUUGGAGAUUAUCCUUUCAUUGAGUGCGAAAGUAGGACUCGAUCUGUCGGCAGACAUGAACGGUCGUUGAAGAGUGCUCGUCUACUACGACCAUCAAUGGUCAUUCGCUGAGGUUGAUAACCGACAGGGAUGGCGCGCGGAAUGUCGGUUAUGGCGG
This is a messenger RNA of Aaosphaeria arxii CBS 175.79, 1944 nucleotides long. RefSeq lists its product as uncharacterized. Gene Ontology annotation, biological process: regulation of DNA-templated transcription. Gene Ontology annotation, molecular function: DNA-binding transcription factor activity, RNA polymerase II-specific; zinc ion binding. NCBI's taxonomy places the organism in Eukaryota, Fungi, Ascomycota, Dothideomycetes, Pleosporales. The coding region runs from base 115 to 1857 and encodes 580 amino acids. The transcript has a single exon. The record is from RefSeq and is a predicted model, not a curated record.